Molecule: messenger RNA, 4742 nt
Organism: Cygnus atratus (black swan)
Lineage: Eukaryota; Metazoa; Chordata; Aves; Anseriformes; Anatidae
Gene: SRC
Product: SRC proto-oncogene, non-receptor tyrosine kinase
Exons: 13
Coding region: 321-1922 (533 amino acids)
Biological process (GO): osteoclast development; protein phosphorylation; bone resorption
Cellular component (GO): extrinsic component of cytoplasmic side of plasma membrane
Molecular function (GO): non-membrane spanning protein tyrosine kinase activity; ATP binding; growth factor receptor binding
Source: RefSeq, a predicted model, not a curated record
GCCGGAGCAGCGCGUGUGUGCCCGGCACGGGCAGGCUCCCCGUGGCGUGGUGCUCACCAACCAGCUCCAACCUCUUUGCAUGGAAAUUACCCUCCUGGCCGUGCCGUCUGUGUGACUGGAGCACGGAUUGUCACCGUUUCCAUUCCAACGUCCUUCUGCUUUCCGCCUCCUCUGACUUGGGGGCACUCAGAGCUGUUCCCUCCGGGGCUCGUGUUGUGCCGGAGCCUCCAUCCGGGAGCAGAAACGAGCUGAGCUGAGUCCACUGGCAGCCCCCCACAACCCCACGGCCAGGCUGUAGCUGGAAAACGCAGCCCGGGACCAUGGGGAGCAGCAAGAGCAAGCCCAAAGACCCCAGCCAGCGCCGGCGCAGCCUGGAGCCAGCCGACAGCACCCACCACGGGGGCUACCCGGCCUCACAGACACCCAGCAAGACGGCUGCCCCCGACGCCCAUCGCACCCCCAGCCGCUCCUUCGGGACCAUGGCUGCCGAAUCCAAGCUCUUUGGAGGCUUCAACACCUCCGACACCGUCACGUCGCCGCAGCGCUCCGGGGCGCUGGCCGGUGGAGUCACCACCUUCGUGGCCCUCUAUGACUACGAGUCCCGGACCGAAACGGACCUGUCCUUCAAGAAAGGAGAACGCCUCCAAAUUGUCAACAACACGGAAGGUGACUGGUGGCUGGCUCAUUCCCUCACUACAGGACAGACGGGCUACAUCCCCAGUAACUAUGUCGCGCCCUCAGACUCCAUCCAGGCUGAAGAGUGGUAUUUCGGGAAGAUCACUCGCCGGGAGUCCGAGAGGCUGCUCCUCAACCCCGAAAACCCCCGGGGGACCUUUCUGGUGCGGGAGAGUGAGACCACGAAAGGUGCCUACUGCCUCUCGGUCUCCGACUUCGACAAUGCCAAGGGGCUCAACGUGAAGCACUACAAGAUCCGCAAGCUGGACAGCGGCGGCUUCUACAUCACCUCUCGCACGCAGUUCGGCAGCCUGCAGCAGCUGGUGGCCUACUACUCCAAACACGCCGAUGGCCUGUGCCACCGUCUGACCACCGUCUGCCCCACGUCCAAGCCCCAGACCCAAGGGCUCGCCAAGGACGCGUGGGAAAUCCCCCGGGAAUCGCUGCGGCUCGAGGUCAAGCUGGGGCAGGGCUGCUUCGGAGAGGUCUGGAUGGGGACCUGGAACGGCACCACCAGAGUGGCAAUAAAGACGCUGAAACCCGGCACCAUGUCCCCGGAGGCCUUCCUGCAGGAAGCCCAGGUGAUGAAGAAGCUCCGGCACGAGAAGCUGGUUCAGCUCUACGCCGUGGUUUCGGAGGAGCCCAUUUACAUCGUCACCGAGUACAUGAGCAAAGGGAGCCUCUUGGACUUCCUGAAGGGAGAGAUGGGCAAGUACCUGCGGCUGCCACAGCUCGUGGAUAUGGCAGCUCAGAUCGCGUCCGGCAUGGCCUACGUGGAGAGGAUGAACUACGUUCACCGAGACCUCCGGGCGGCCAACAUCCUCGUGGGGGAGAACCUGGUGUGCAAGGUGGCCGACUUCGGCCUGGCGCGCCUCAUCGAGGACAACGAGUACACGGCCCGGCAAGGUGCCAAGUUCCCCAUCAAGUGGACGGCCCCCGAGGCGGCGCUGUACGGCAGGUUUACCAUCAAGUCGGACGUCUGGUCCUUCGGCAUCCUCCUGACCGAGCUGACCACCAAGGGCAGAGUGCCCUACCCAGGGAUGGUGAACAGGGAGGUGCUGGACCAGGUGGAGCGGGGCUACCGCAUGCCCUGCCCGCCCGAGUGCCCCGAAUCGCUGCACGACCUCAUGUGCCAGUGCUGGAGGAAGGACCCCGAGGAGCGGCCCACCUUCGAGUACUUGCAGGCCUUCCUGGAGGACUACUUCACCUCGACAGAGCCCCAGUACCAGCCCGGCGAGAACCUAUAGACCUGGAGCUCCUCCUGGCACCGCAGACCUCGCCGCGGGGCGUGGAGGGCUGGCCUCCCCGCCGAGGGGGCCGUUUUUGCGGAACAGCCCCGGAGCGGGACGGGGCAUCGCCUCUGGUUGCGGCCAGGGGAGGUGCCGGGUGCCCCGUCGCUCGUUAUGACUGCUGGCCCCUGAUUAAUGAAGGGGCGAGAGGAGCCCAAGGGUGCUGGCACCAGCUCAGGAGGGCAAGCGGGGCAGCGGGCUGGCGGGGCAUCACCUUCCUCCCCCCGAGAGGCUUGGCUUUUGGGAGGCUUUUUCCCCAGAGAAAUUGGGGGACAGCACCUCCUGCCUCGGACAUGUGGCCACAGCUUCUUGCACCCUCCCUAGUUUAAAAUCACCAUGACUUUCCCUACCCCUUCGCCCACCCGUUUUGCUCUGGUUUGCCCGAAGGUGUUCACAGAGACGUUUUGCUGUGGGGAAGGCACACGCCAGCGCUGGUUUGGACUGGGAUGCAGCUGGGGAGCAGACGUUGCGAGGCACCAGGCCCCAUGAUCCCGCAGGCCCGUGGUGCCAACAGGACGCUGGCCUUGAGGCUCCUUCCUCCAGUGCCUGCCCGUCCUCGCGCCACGAGUGGGACCUGGCCCUGCUCAGGGCCCCGCUGCCCGCCCUGUCCCGUGGGACCUCCUGGGCACACAGUCGAGUCUUCCAGCUGUGCCUGUCCCCCGCAGGGCACCACCUCGUCGCUUCUGGGAUCGGCAUCGAGGGGGGGGACCCCACGGAGCCCUCGCCUGGCCCCCUGCAGCCCCCCCCAGGGCUUCUCCACCCAACGCUGCGCCUCUCCUGGCCACCAACCCCAAAUCGAGACCACGGGGCUGGGGCACGCGACAGAGGCGGCCACUCGGGCUGUGGGAGCAUUUUGGGGGCAAUACUCGUUUUUUGCAACGCGGUUGUCCACUGGUACGUUUCUAGCUGCCUUCCCCACUCCUGCUGCCACCACCCUCUGGGGCUGGGCUGCUGGGGAGCGUUGUGCCACGCAGAUAUCUGCAGGCUCACUGGCUCGCUCCCCAAGCCCUUGGCUGUGUUUCGGAGGUCACUGCUUACCCAUGCCCAGCUUUGCCCCCCCGUUGUCCCCACCAGGCUGAACCCCUGGUGCCAUGCACAGCCCUGGCGCCCACCUUGUACAUAGCCCCCACGUGCCCCCCCACCAGCCGGCCAGGUUGCAUGUGGCUUUGUUUUCCUCCUGCCAUCACGCCGAUGUCUCUGUCUGCAUUUGUCCCUAAGCAGAACCCCUCACUGUCCUGGCGUGCGAGGCUGCAGCAGUCAGCACCCCUGUCCUGAGCACCCUCAGUGCCAAAAAUGCCGGUGGGCUGGGUCGCUGGUGUGCAGCAGAGGGAUGCUCGGGGCGUGCGCCCCUGCAGCCUGCUCUCAGCCUGGGUAUUUCAUCCAGGAGCUCAGCGGUGGUUUGUGGCACCCGCCAGCUCCUGCGGCUCUGCCUCGGUGGCCCAGCACCCAUGGAAAACCAGGCGAGGAAGGUGCUGGGGCCGCACGCUGCAGCGGGGGGAGAUGCUCCUGCCCCUUGCCUCCGCAGGAGCAGGGCAGAGCCGCCGCUGCCCCCCACUCGCUCCCACAGCUCCCCAGCAUCUUAUUUAUUGAACAAGUUCUGGCUUGGUGGCCCCUUUUUAAUAGUAAAGCCUUCAAACAUGGCACAAAAAGAGAGAUCCUGCCUUUGGCUUGGAGAACAGCAACUGUUUUAAUGGAUUUUUUUAAAACCACCUUGGGACUCGGAGCCUCUCCUUCCCCCAGCACCUUUGCUGUCUGCGUUCGUGCAGGGACUGUCAUGCCCUGAGGUCUUCUAGUUCCUGGUCUUGUGGCCAUUUGGCUGAUGGGUCCCAGAGAAGCCCCUUAGUGCUACAAGGGGCAGCCUGUGCCAUAACCAUGGGAGGGACACAGAAUCCCCAGCACCGGGAGAAGGCUCCUAAAUCUCUAAAUCAAUGUGCAGAAGGCGGAUUGGACCCACGAACUGGGGAGAGAGAAGGCGAAUGCACGUGUUAACGCGUGACCUUUUGUUUUCUUUAGCACGGACAGGUUCUCAUGAGAGAACAGCAGGGCCGGGGUGCUCCCAACCCAGUUGUUUCAUUCCCUGGCAUGGUGGAGCAAUAACGCCCCUGCAGCGUCAGCACCGCCCUGGGCUUUCUUCCCUGCCCCGGGGGUUUGACGACAGGGAGAGGCUGGGGGCUUUUCAUGGCAGAAGGCAGUGAAACAACCCAGGAGGAGCAUGGCACAGGGCUGGGGAUGUGUGUCUGUGUGUCCGUCUACGUGUCCAUCCGUCUGACCGCGUGUGCGGGGCGUUAGGUGGGACCUGGAGUCCCUGCAGUCCCUGCUGCGGCUGGCCUCAACAAAGGCCACGCAGGCUCAGAGCCUCCCCUCCAUCACCCUCCUGGUCUGCCAAUUUGUUUUCAAAGCCAGUAAUUUAGAGGGGAAUCCCCCCUACCCCACGAUGCUCCUUGGCAUGGAUGCGAUGGGCCAAUAACCCCGUACAAGGUAUUUUCUGCUGGUGUAAUUUUUUUUUUAAAUAGCAUUUUUGUAAGAUCUCCAGACGAGACUAUGCAGAGAACACGUGGAUCUGGUUCUCUCUCCCCAGCUCCCCCUCCUCCCCACCUGCCUUUUUCAGUGUCGAAGUAAAAAUAUUUAGCUUUUUUUUUUUUUUUUGGAUAAUAAUAAAACUUUGGAAAAACCUGAAAAUGUCCAGCUUUGUGGGUGGUGGGGGGCGGAGAUGCUUUGAAACUCUAAUGUUGUUGUAAAUACUUUGCAAUUUGAUAAUUAAAUACAAACAGACCUCAC